Messenger RNA from Candidozyma haemuli, 540 nucleotides. RefSeq lists its product as uncharacterized. The transcript has a single exon. Lineage: Eukaryota; Fungi; Ascomycota; Pichiomycetes; Serinales; Metschnikowiaceae. Bases 1 to 540 code for a protein of 179 amino acids. The record is from RefSeq and is a predicted model, not a curated record.
AUGGACCCUUCAGUUACACCCUCUGUGCCCAAAACUCCCCAGCUUGAACCUGUGUUUCUUGUUAACUUGAAGUUGGACCCGGCUCCUUCUUCUGUGUUCACCGAUAAGACCAAGGAUAAGUCCUUGACGUUGGCUAGAGUGGCUGAUGGUUACAUUGAAACUGUCAAGAACAAGUAUGGCUUUGAGCUCGAGGUGAAGGGCGUUACUGGGUUUGACGAUAUCACUACGAACAUUGCUGAUGGUUAUAACAAGUUGGAUUGCAAGUUGUACGGUAAAACGCCUGAAGGCGCUGGAGUCUACAUUACCUACGACGGUAUUGUUCAAUUGACAGAGCCAACGUUGGCUGUGCUUUCUGGAAAGACAGACACUUCGGCUUUUGAGGAGGCUUACGUGACCAACAACCCUAGAGUCCAUUUUGAUGGCGAUGUGCCUGACAAGUAUAAGUGGGCAGUCAAGGAGAACUUGGUUGGCAAGGGCCGUUUCGUCAAGGACGGCUCGGGCGUGUUAUACGUGCAAUACUAUGUGUAUGUUUUCCGUUAA